Acanthopagrus latus (yellowfin seabream) is the source of this 7326-nucleotide messenger RNA. It is a transcript of the gene kirrel3b, whose product is annotated as kirre like nephrin family adhesion molecule 3b. The coding region runs from base 30 to 2693 and encodes 887 amino acids. Gene Ontology annotation, cellular component: cell-cell junction. The transcript has 17 exons. Gene Ontology annotation, biological process: cell-cell adhesion; synapse assembly. Lineage: Eukaryota; Metazoa; Chordata; Actinopteri; Spariformes; Sparidae. The record is from RefSeq and is a predicted model, not a curated record. Gene Ontology annotation, molecular function: cell adhesion molecule binding.
CAAGUGAGGGCUGAAGAGACUCAGAAUGGAUGGGCGACGAGAAGCCGUGCGAGCGAGAGAGCGAGAGUGAGGGUGUGUGUGUGUGUGUGUCAGUGCUCAGAGUCAGCGGCGGAAGACACAGAAAGUCUACAAGCUCACAUCAACAAGAGAGAGCGUGCGAGGCAAAGAGGAGCUGUCCACCGGCAACUCCGAAGAGUGACACACAGAGAGGAAGGGGAGACACGGGGAAGAAGAAGACCAGUCAACAGAGGAGGAGAGAGAGAGAGAGACAGAGAGAAAGAGAGAGAGAGAGACGGACUGAAGACAGACUACCAGCCUUCCACUGGUUUUGCCCUCUCCACUCCCCAGUCAUGAUCCCCUGGGUCCUUCUGCUCCUGUGGAUCUCCGGACGUGGAGCGGAGGCCAUGUUUUCCCAGCAACCGCAGGACCUGGUGGUGGUGGCGGGCCAGCCUGUGACGCUACCCUGCACCAUCCCCGGCUACCACGGCGUCGUCCUGUGGAUCAAAGAUGGCCUGGCGCUGGGUGUUGGCAGAGACCUCGCGGGCUAUCCUCGCUACACGGUGAUUGGCGACCACAGCUCGGGAGAGCAUCAUUUGCGAAUCCAGCGCGUCGAGCUGAUGGAUGACGCCGUGUUUGAGUGCCAGGCUGUCCAGGCUGCCAUGAGGUCCCGUCCAGCCCGCCUCACUGUGCUGGUUCCCCCUGAGGACCCAGUCAUCAGCGGAGGGCCGGUGGUGAGCCUGAGGGCUGGUGACCCGCUCAAUCUGACCUGCCACGCCGACAACGCCAAACCGGCAGCCUCUAUCAUCUGGAUCCGCAACGGAGAGGUCCUUAAUGGGGCCAUGUACUCCAAGGUAAGCUUAGAGACCUUGCUCCGGGAUGGCAGGAGGGAAAGCACCGUGAGCACGCUCUACCUAUCGCCCUCCAACAUCGAGACGGGUCAGCAGAUCAUCUGUAAGGCCUCCAACAAGGCGGUGCCCAACGGCAAGGAGACCAGCGUCACCAUCGACAUCCAGCAUCUCCCACUUGUCAAUCUCUCAGUGGAGCCUCAGCCUGUUCUGGAGGGCAACCUCGUGAAAUUCCACUGCUCUGCAAAGGCCAACCCUCCUGUCACGCUCUACAGGUGGGCCAAAGGAGGGAGCAUAAUCAAGGAGGUCUCUGGAGACACGUAUGAGGUUAUUGUGGACCACUCCUUCUUCACAGAGCCGGUUUCCUGCGAGGUCACCAACCCUCUCGGCAGCACCAACAUCAGCCGCAACGUCGACGUCUACUUUGGUCCCCGCAUGGCUGCCGAGCCUCAGUCCUUGCAGGUGGAUCUUGGAUCUGACGCCGUGUUCAACUGCGCCUGGACAGGAAACCCCUCGCUAACCAUAGUGUGGAUGAAGAGGGGAUCCGGGGUGGUUCUCAGCAACGAGAACCUCCUGACGCUGAAGUCGGUGAGGCAGGAGGACGCUGGCAAAUACGUCUGCCGCGCCGUGGUCCCGCGUGUAGGAGCAGGCGAGAAGGAGGUUUCUCUCACGGUCAACGGGCCACCUACUAUCUCCAGUACCCAGACUCAGCAGGCUUUACACGGAGAGAAAGGACAAAUCAAAUGUUUCAUCCGAAGUACGCCUCCUCCGGACCGCAUUGCCUGGUCAUGGAAGGAAACCGUGUUGGAGUCUGGAACGUCCGGCCGCUACACCGUGGAGACCGUCACCACAGAAGAAGGAGUGAUCUCCACGCUGACCAUGAGCAACAUCGUCCCGGCCGACUUCCAGACCAUCUACAACUGCACGGCGUGGAACAGCUUUGGCUCCGACACCGAGAUCAUACGCCUUAAGGAACAAGGUGGGAGCCAAGAAUCGCUCCCGGUGGCGGUGAUCAUCGGCAUCGCCGUGGGAGCCUUCGUGGCCGUCAUCGUCCUCAUGGGCACCAUCGGGGCGUUCUGCUGCACCCGCUCCCAGAGAAAGGAAGCGCACCUGGUUAUGCCCUCACUGCCCGUCUCCAUCUGUGCUCACCAGAGAGAACUUGCAAGCAAAAUUAAGACAGAAAAUCUGAAGGGAGUGGUGUCGGCGAAAAACGACAUCCGGGUGGAGAUCGUGCACAAGGACCACAACGCGGCGCGCGAAAACGAAGAGCACACCUCCAUGAAACAGCUGAUGGUGAGUGUUGAGAGAGGAGAGUUCCAGCAGGAGUCGGUCCUGAAGCAGCUGGAGGUGUUACAAGAGGAGGAGAAGGAGUACCAGCACAUCAAGGACCCCACUAAUGGCUACUACAGUGUCAACACCUUUAAAGAGCACCACACGCCUACCAUGGCUGGCAAUCAGUCCGCCGAGGUGAGGAACCCCACCAACACAGGUACCCUGGGCAAGCAGCGAGUACCGACGGGCAUGUCCUUCACCAACAUCUACUCCACUCUGGGAGCAGGUCCCAACCGCCUGUACGACUACAGCCAGCGCUUCGUGCUGGGCAUGGGCAGCAGCUCCAUUGAGCUGUGCGAGCGGGAGUUCCAGCGCGGCUCACUCAGCGACUCCAGCUCUUUUAUCGACACGCAGUGUGACAGCAGCGUCAGCAGCUACAGUAAGCCGGACGGCUACGUGCAGUUCGACAAAGACAGCAAGGCGUCGGCCUCCUCCUCCUCCCACUACUCCCAGUCCUCCUCGCAGAACUCAGACCUCACCCGGCCGCUGCAGAAGCGCAUGCAGACCCACGUCUGACCACCAGGCUGGGAGGGUGUUUGAACGGGGUGUAACAAGCAGCCAGGAUUGUAAAAACUGUGACAGAAUCAGCUCCCAGGAGCCCCUAGAGUAACUAGGUUACUGUUUCCUCUGGACACCUGGAGAUGCAGAGGCUGAUUGGCUUUAACACACUGUGUGACUUGUUGAGACUUCUCAAUGUCCAAAAAAGAGUGGAUCAAGAAGCCUUAUAUUUCCCUCCUGCUUAACCCAUCAACCGCCUCCUUUUUUAACCCAUGAGCAGAAUUGUGCCACAGAGAGGUUAUUUGCCAACACAAGCCUGGACUUUGAACAUUCACUACUUGGAUUCUCCAGUGGGAUUGUUUGCAGAGGACAGGAAUACCACAAGGCUUUGUGUGACAAUCAGCUCCCAUGGCAGAGACCGUUUUUUUUUUUCUUUCUUUUUUUUUUUGCCUUUUGAAGAUUGUCAUUCAUAAAAACUCAGCACGAACGGCGCGAUAAUGAGUGUGAGCCAAUGUCCUGCUGCUCACUCGUAGUUUGAAGCACAAAAAUGAAUGUGCAUGUGGUUUUUAGUUGUUAAAGCGAUAACGCCGCCCCCCCUUCCCCCCACCUCCCCUUCAAACACUGUAUGUGAAGCUUCUCUUGUUGAAACUGGUCUCCUGUGUAGGUGGAAGAAAACUUUCUCCAUGUACCCACAGACGAUUGAACGUUUGAGAGAAUGGCUGUCUUUUCCCUCCCCGCAGCGGUAUCUGGGCCACAGCGCUGGGCAGAUAAAGAGGGGCUGAGAUCUCAUUUUAAAUCCCUGAGUCAUUAUUUUGCUGUGACACUCUGCGAUAAAGAAUAUCAGUGUACAUAUGUGACUGUAAUUUCUUUUUCUAGCUUCUAAUUUCUGACUCUGUUUUUUCCUCACGGAGGACUCUAAAUGAGACGCGAGCUCCUCUUCUUGUCCAUAUCUACUUUGCCUUGAGGGUAUGUUUGAACUGUGUCAAUACAAACUUUGACUAAGCGAGAUAGGCAUACACUAUCAGCUCCUCUGUCGAUGGAGGGCUGGAUCCGCCACGGUGUUCCCGCACCAAUUCUAGCUCCGAGGCACGCGCGCCGGAAAGCCCACAAACUGCAGCGCGUGUUGCGGUUGUGAGCUCCUCCCGCUCACGCCGCAGAUCAUCAGCCAUAUAUACAUGAGGGUACCUGUUCAGUGAAAUGUAAACAUAUUUUAGCCGGGCUUCUUUAUUGUGUGGUUAUCCCAUUGCCGUCGUCAAUAUCACCGUUGACACUAGAGCAUAGCGCAUCCUGACUGCAUACCUACCUGUGAUCGUGCCGGCCAUCGAGGGCGACGAAAAGCAAAUUUAGAAAAUGUGUUGGUUUUUUUUGUUUUUAUUUUCGCUGUCCGCUGUUCGUUUCUUUUUGGCUACUGUGGAGCUGAUGGUGGCGCACUGACUCGUUUUCAAGUGCAUUGUUUUAUUUCAUUCUGUUUUUUCUGCACUGUGUGUGACAUAUAUGAAAUUGGAUUUAUUGUUUAAUCACUGACGCUGUAUUUGUUUUUUUUGUUGUUUUUUUUCUUUUAGCCGAGAGUAGGGACAGAGAGUAGGGAUUUAACUUGCAGCUACACAGGCACUCAUACUCCAUGUGAAAUUUAAAAGUGAGCCUCGUCGUCAGGAGUGUCGUGAGUCAAUGCGCCGUGCGUGUUCCGUGGCAGAACACAAAGUGGGGACUGGGGGGUUUUUGCUCGAAAAUUUUUGUUUUGCAGCACCGAAAAGUAAGAAACCUCAUGCCGAUUUGAGCAGAUACUGUACAGCAAGUUGGCAAAAAUGAUUUCACUUUAUUUUAAUCAGGACGCUACCAUGCUAGCACCCUGUGCCAAGUUAAAUACGGACCUCAAGGUAGGACAGCUUGUGAUCAGAGUGUUGUCUCCUUAAAGCAGGCCUCUACUGACUGAAGGGCAGCCCUUCACAGAAGCAUGGAACAUUUCUGCAACAGCCCUAGCUACAUCAUACAUUACAUCACAUUUGAUUUCAGCCAUCAAAAGCUUCAUACAUCCUUUGUAUUUCAAGGUUUGUUCCAGCUGUACUUUAUAGAAUCAGCUUGUUUGUUAUUUGAUCAGAUCCUUGAAGGGUAAAGACGCGUUCCUGGGAAAUAACAGCUUGCUUGUUGUGAAACAAACCUAAAAAACGGUGGCCCGCACUGUCAGUGUCACUUCUGCUUUCUGUCGAAUCAAACAAAAAACUUGACAGAAAGUAUAUUAGGUUACAAUAUAUCUAAUCUAAUUAUGUAGUUUUUUUUUGUUUUGUUUUCAUAGUGCAGCUGUCAGCUGGGAUGAAGUGAGCCUCAAACUAUGAAAUCUGCUUCUAAAACCAUGGAGGAAAAAAAAAACACGCGCGGCACUUCCAACAAAAGCAAGUUGUUGUUGUAAGCACUUUACAUAUGAUUAUAUUCAAAGCAGUUGAAUGGGGUUUUCCACUUGAGUGGCAGUGGUUUGGACUCUAAUUUUACAAAUGGAUUGGCGCCCAUUGUACAGCUUAAGACAAAAAGCUCUGUUUCAACGCUGAUAAUCCAGCUUGGCACUUAGCAGACUGUAUAUAAAUCUCUAAUUCUGUCUUUCUCUGUAUAUAAUUUUUUCCCUGGCUUUUCUUUCUUCCUCAGUCAGAUUUCAUUAUACUAGAGCUCAACAAAUCCACAUGGCAUCAACAACUGCACGACAGACAAUCAUUUUCUCUUUGUUUCCCUUCCAAAAAAUUUCAUCAACCUUACUUGUCCCUCGCAAAUUACAUGAAAGGGUUGUGCGAGCAGUUUCUCUUCCCCCGGAUCUCAUGGGGAAGACUCAGACUCCGCGCACCGAGCACACAGGAGGCUAUAGGAUGAGAAGCCGAGCUUAGCUGCUGCAGCUUUGAAGUGCGAUGCAGUAAGAGGUUAUUAUACCUUCAGCCCUUCUGAGAGAUGCCCAGAUGCCCAGCAAUAUAUUGCAUUUGGCACCAUGAUGACUGUCAAGUAAGCCUGCUCCAUUUCUUAUUUAUUUCUCUCAACAUUUAUGAGUGCAGGAGGACACUCUUGCCCUGAUAUCAGCCACAGUCAAUUACAGUCUGAGCUAGUUUGCAAAGGGCAAGAAGCGGUUUUCAGUUUUUUGUUAUUAUUUGCAUAUAUUAUGCAUCAGUUUACAUCCACGGUGUCAAAAGUGCUCGCUAUUCGAAACUUAUCACAGCGCGGACACGCAGCCCGUCUCUCCCUCAAAAACAAAACAAAUUUGCUUUCCCGUCCAAAGGGUCCAGUUUUACUUAUCUGAUGCAGCUGAUCCAAACAUAAUGCAUUUCCCCAGUCCAGAGAAUCUGCACACUGCACAGCAAACAGAUAAAUAUUUGAUGGGCCAGCCUUCUGUCCCGUACCAGCCGUGGCAGCAGCCAGAGUGGGCAUGAGAGCGCCACAUGAUGCGAGUGCCAUGUCAGUCUUUGGGAAUCAAAGCCCAUGUGGGGACAAAGUCUGCCCUGCUCACCUGCGAACGCCUCCCCGGCUGGUGCUGGCGGGGCCUUUUUGCCUGGCUACGAGCGGCGCACAGAUGCCAGGGCAUAACAGAUGAAUAAACACAAAGACCCAGAACAAUUACAAGGGGUUGCUGCCCUUUUCCCUCAUAAAACAAAGCACGCCUUUCAUGGCGGCAGGACGCGGGGCAGUCUAUUAUUCAGAGAUGCUAAAGACUAGCCUGUAGCACACGGGACAUUUCGGGGGUAAGAGAGAGGGGUUAUAAACAGCGCGAGGUGAAGACCGGCUUGUAAAAGGCUCCUCUGCCCACAGGCUAUAUUACAUUUGUUUACCGCACAAAACUUUCCGCUCGGUCUGAGUAAGCUGGGAAGAAACUGCAUAAAGAAUUGCUGAACAUUCGUACUGCCAGUAUCUAGCCUAUGCCUGCAACGGGUGGUUUACAUAAGGCUUUCUCAAAGUCUCCCUCAUCGUGUGAUAGGUGUUGCUGUCCACAGUGGAACACAUUGGGGACGGUGCCAUUUGAAGCGUCGAAUUGAUCAUUUAAAAGAAAAAGCCCUUUUCUUUACUGUGUAAAUGCUCUCUGUCACUGUCUAUCUCUAUCUCUCUCACUUUUCUUUUCUACCAAUCAAUACCUUGUUAGUACUUUAAUAACAAACAACUACAAGGAUAAAGGGCCUGGGCCAUUAGUAUUUGCAAAUAGUCUUCCGGGUUCGACGAGCAGGGCACACCGGGAGUCAGCGCGGUUUUAUUUUUUGCAACACCGUACGUUGCAAAAAAAAAACAAAAAAAAAAAAACGCACUGAAUCCCCAUAAGUCACAGAUAAGUGAAAGAAUCACAGACAAGCAUUUGCAAGUCAAACGAGUAUGCCUCUCUGUGAUAGGUUGACUUGUUCACGACUCCAAAUGAAGUGAACUGGUUUGCAAAUACUACAUGACCCAGGUCUAAAAAGAGUACUUAACUUAGAAAGGUCAUUUCAAGAGUUUGUAUAAAUAGUGAACCAUAAGCAUAAUUGUAAUGAAAAAAACAACAUGUAAAUUCUACUGGGUAAACCACUAUUUUCAGGCAGUGGCCCUCUGUAUCUAAGAAAAAAAAAAAGAAAAAUGGUUGUAUUUUAACUGUACUGGUCUGUGAAUCUAUGAUGCUUUUGCUCUGUAUAUUUGGAGAAUAAAACUGAUGUUUGAG